Messenger RNA from Populus euphratica (Euphrates poplar), 1343 nucleotides. RefSeq names its product exosome complex component RRP43-like. Gene Ontology annotation, biological process: U5 snRNA 3'-end processing; U1 snRNA 3'-end processing; nuclear-transcribed mRNA catabolic process, deadenylation-dependent decay. Gene Ontology annotation, molecular function: mRNA 3'-UTR AU-rich region binding. Lineage: Eukaryota; Viridiplantae; Streptophyta; Magnoliopsida; Malpighiales; Salicaceae. The record is from RefSeq and is a predicted model, not a curated record. Bases 252 to 1160 code for a protein of 302 amino acids. The transcript has 9 exons. Gene Ontology annotation, cellular component: nuclear exosome (RNase complex); cytoplasmic exosome (RNase complex).
GGGCUUCUUGGUUUAUGGGCUAAAACCCAGGACGGAAAAAUAAACUCUGCUAAACCUCCAGUCCCCGUUUGCCGAAGUACACAGUUCACACUGUUUUCGAGCUUUACAUGUAAACCUGGUUCUCUGCUCAAGUUUCAAACUUGAUAGCUAACAACAAAAGCUGUAAGCCCAUGUCAAGGUUUUCACUGAUUGGUUGCCUUUCAUAUUCAAGAGCUAAGGGAGCUUUAAAGAAAUAAGUUGAACAGAGUAGAAUGGGGGUGCCAGAUGCCUCUGGGGACUUGUCAUCGGAGAUGGAGGUGGAUGCUUUCAGACGCCUCUUCCCUCUUCGCUAUUUUGAGCGUCAUCUCUCAGAAUCUAUACGCCCAGAUGCAAGGCCUCUUGGAAGAGCUAGAGAUACAACAUUAGCCCUUGGGGCUGUUGCAUCUGCUCACGGGUCGGCAUUGGCAAAGAUUGGUUCAACUACCAUGUUGGCUGCCAUAAAAAUGGAAGUGAUGACCCCUUCAACAGAUUCACCAGACGAGGGCUGCAUAGCUAUUGAUUUCCACAUGCCUCCAAUUUGUUCUCCAAUUGUUAGGCCUGGUAGGCCUGCUGAGGUAGCUCCAGUGAUAUCGAAGCAAUUAUCUGAUACCAUAUCAAGUUCUAGCAUGAUUAAUCUGAAGGAACUGUCCUUGGUCAGUGGAAAAGCUGCCUGGAUGGCUUACCUGGACAUCUAUUGUUUGGAUGCUGAUGGUGCUCUUUUGGAUGCUGCACUACUUUCAGCUGUUGCCGCAUUCUCUCAUUUGCAAAUCCCCAUAGUUUCCUUAAAUGAUGAUGGAAAAAUAGUACUUGUAUCGGAGGAAGAUGAGGGAGCAAAAUUGGAGGAGCCUGUCAACAAGGAAAAGAGGAAGCUCACACUGAGCAGCAUUCCAUUUUCAUUAACAUGCAUACUUCAUAAAAAUUACAUCUUGGCAGACCCCACUGCAGAGGAAGAGUCCAUCAUGGAAACUCUUGUAACUGUGGUUUUGGAUUCAUCUGCCAGACUUGUAUCUUUUUACAAGCCAGGUGGAUCAGUUCUUGCCUAUACAUCAACGGUCCAGGAUUGCGUUGCAUUGACAAGGCAGAGAGUCAAGGAACUUCAAGAGAUUUUAGACGAGGCCAUUUCUGGUAUGGAGAUCGACUAAGUUUCAUCUGAUAGGGAGUAAUUCUACAGUUUAAAAUACAAUGUUCAUUCUAUCUUCUUCCUACUGUGUAACGAGUGAUUCUGAAAGAGAUUUUUUGAGGUAAAAGUUAUUAGCGAAUUAUUACUCGUCAAUGAAGAGCUGUUGGUGGCAUUUUCUUCCAUCUUUAUUACAAAUUACAAAAAA